Messenger RNA from Biomphalaria glabrata, 2408 nucleotides. RefSeq names its product myc proto-oncogene protein-like. The transcript has 3 exons. Gene Ontology annotation, molecular function: DNA-binding transcription factor activity, RNA polymerase II-specific; RNA polymerase II cis-regulatory region sequence-specific DNA binding; protein dimerization activity. Gene Ontology annotation, biological process: regulation of transcription by RNA polymerase II. NCBI's taxonomy places the organism in Eukaryota, Metazoa, Mollusca, Gastropoda, Planorbidae. The coding region runs from base 99 to 1466 and encodes 455 amino acids. The record is from RefSeq and is a predicted model, not a curated record.
AUGAAUACGUCUGUUUAGUAGCUUAUCGAGCAGGGUGUGCGCAAAGAUCACCGCAGUAUGGUGUUGGUCCGUCUUCAAGGGCAGACUACAAUCUAGUAAUGCCGGGUGUUCUGAAGUCAAAUUCUCAUUGCUUAGGAUAUUCCGAAAUCGGAAAGAUGGCUUUUAGCUUAGAUCCCGAAUUCAUGAACUUGACCCCUGAUGACGAUUUAGAGGAUAUCACCAAUACUCUGUUUGAUUCAUUGCCACUGUCUCAAACUACACAAAGCUCAGAGGGCUUGGACAGUGACAAUGAAUUGCCUGACAAUGAGGCAGCAGUGGACUUGAUUAAAUAUCUUGAUAGUGAUAACACAGAUAUAGAGUUUCAAGCUGGCCUUGAUGGGCUCGGCAACCCCAAUGACCUUCUCACCCUUAACAAAUACAACAGAUUCCGUGUUUCCACUAGACUUGAUCCAUUCAUGGGUAUUGGAGGACAAUCUAGUUCUUCUGAUUCUGUAGGAUCUCGUUUGGAUUAUGAUUCAGAUCAUCUGCCCCUGCAACAAUCUCUUCAGCAGCAGCGUUUCAGUGCUUGGAAUACCUCACCAAAAGUUGAAGAACCCUCUGAUAUAUUAAACAAGAGCGGUCUAGCCAGUUUGUUUGGGAUUACCGAGGAUGACCAAGAAGAUCACAUAUUUCCAGACACACCAUCCCCUUCCAGCCGCUCAGGAUCAGGAUCAGGCACGGGUGAUGACAGUGAUGUGGACAUUGAGACAGUUACAGACAAUCCCCGUGCUGCUGAUUCCUGUGGAUAUUUUACUCACGAUUCCUCUUCUUCGAGCCCAGCAGGAUCACCAGCCCCUUACAAGGGCAAGUCCUCUGUCAUGUCAGCUGCAGCUCGUCUCAGUGCAGAGACAUCCCUCUGUAAAUCUUCUGGGUUCUCUUCAUUUGGGGUCUCUAGCUCUGCAUCCCUUGCAGAAAAUCUUAUGAUUGGGCGUACCAGUCAUCUUGGCAAGAGGAAAAUGCCUAAGGAAAAGAAAAGCGGCUACAAGUCACCCACACCAUCCUACACUCACAUUUUGUGUAAUAGCAACAGUGUAAAUUUUCACGACUAUGCUAUGAGUCCUGGUGCAUCUACCUCCUCUACCGAAACUGGGAGGCCUACAGUUAUGACCAAGAGGAUUUACAAAAGGAAGCAAACUUCUGUGGAUUCCUCCGACAAAGAAAAGCAGCACCAUCACAACCAGCUUGAGAGAAAUCGUCGUCAGAAGCUUGCAGAUUUGUUCAUUGACCUGAGAGAUGAGGUUCCUAAAAUAGCCAAUCAGGCUAAGGCCUCUAAAGUGGUGAUUUUAAAUGAAUCAACUUUAUACAUUCGUGAACUUCAAAAACAUGAACGUAAACAGGAACAUGAUAUUUCCGUGGAACAACAAAAAAAGGAAAUGUUAGAAAAACAGCUUCGGCACCUCAAGGCAAAAUAUCAAAUAGAUAUUUAAAGUAAAAACAUUUUGUAAAUAUUUCUAAACUACCUAUGCAUUUUUUGUUUUUUGGGACUAUUGCUCUGUGUAAAUGCCUGGACUGUACACUUGAAAGCUUUUGCUUAACUGAUUCUAUGUGACUACAUUAUUGAAUGGAGAGAAGCCUGGUAUAUGUUUAGGGCAUUUUCUCAGUUGUAUCACUGCCUUUCCCACAUAAGCUCUUUACUUUCAAUGAUAUGGUUUUGUUUUUCUCUGUACUUUCAUUUUCAUGCAUUUUGUUUCCAGUGUAUUAUUUAUGUAAAUAUAUAAAUACAUAUAACAUUGCCUUUAAUUAUAUAAAUUAUAUUUGUAAUAAUUUUCCAAAUGGUACAUGUUUGAAUGUAUAUAGUAAAGUGUGCAAUGCAAUGUAUUGGUUUGUAGAUAAAAUUGACUUUGUUUAUAUGAUAGUUGGUGGUGAUAAUUUUUGUGCGUGUGUGUGCACUACUUAGGCAUUCAAAUACUAGUAGCAUUUGUUAGUUGGCAUUUGUUUUUUAAUUUGCAUUGUCUUUUUUUUUAUAAGUAAGUGGCAUUUGAACUGUAUUUCUUUCAUAUUAUUUUUUGUUAAAACAAGGAUUUGUCUUAAGAACUUUUUAAAGUUUCAAGCAUUUUGUGUGUUUUAUAUGUACAUUUUUUUUUUCAGUUGAUGUAUAUUGACUCAAAUUGAGAACUGAAAUUUAAGUUCACAUUUAGUUCAUGUGUUCUCUUACAUAGAAUAGAGAUUUGUACUUUUUUGUAUAUAUUGUGUAAACUUUGGCACAAAUUUUUGUUUGUCAAAAACUUUUUCUCUCCCCUAUAUUCUUCCACUGAUGAAAAUUGAAAUUCCUGUAUUUCUUUCUUUGUUGAAGCAUUUGUAACUAGACAUUCUCUUUUUAUUUGUUCAAGUUUUUUUUUUUUUUGUUUUAAAUAAAAGAAGGAAAAGUA